CUCCUCCCCUCCCCGGCCUGCUCCCCGGCCGGGGCCGAAAUCGACCUUGUGAGUCCCUCGCGGGCGAACCAGGCCACAACAGAUAGUAGGUGGGUGGUGUCCCAAGGUGCAACUCACCGCCGCGCUGGCUCAGCGUGGCGGUGAGGAUGCACAGACGGUGGUAGUGGCGAGAGGUGUAUGUGGACCUUGUCCCCGCGGCAGCAAUGCAAAGCGGCAAACUGCACCUGGUAACCACCGUCGCGGAAAACGUGGCCCACGAAGCUGGAGGAGCAGAGAGAUUCGUAAAAACCACGCGAGUAAGCACCGUUCGCGGGAGAAGGGAGAUAACCGCGGGCGACGCGGGG
Molecule: messenger RNA, 344 nt
Organism: Ectocarpus sp. CCAP 1310/34
Lineage: Eukaryota; Phaeophyceae; Ectocarpales; Ectocarpaceae
Source: the annotation of a GenBank genome assembly